AUGGGGGGUGUUACUUUCAUGGAGCGGGAGAACCCUGAGUCUCGCUACCCAGAGUCGCGGGUGCUCAUCAUCAUGACAGGCGGGACCAUCUGCAUGCAGCCAUCUGCUGAUGGUUUGGUCCCCAUGACGGGCUUCCUAGAGAAUGCCAUGGCCCCUCGGCCGUCCUUCAAUGACAGUUCAACUCCCGCGGUCAAGAUCCACGCAUACAAGAACGGAACGAGGACCAGCCUGGACAGUCUGAGAACUCCUCCCAGCGCAUAUUCGCGCCAUAUACGUUAUGGAAUACUGGAAUUCCAUCCGCUGCUUGACUCGAGCUCCAUCUCGUCCAUCGGCUGGACGGAGAUCGCCCUGACGAUCAAGGAGAACUACCAUCUGUUCGACGGUUUCGUGGUCCUCCAUGGGACCGACUCGCUGGCAUAUACCGCGUCCGCUUUGUCUUUCAUGAUGUCUGAUCUCGGGAAGCCGGUCAUUCUUACUGGGUCGCAGGCGUCCAUCUUUGCCUUGCAGUCGGACGCGGUAGACAACUUACUAGGCUCGCUCAUCAUCGCGGGGACAUUUGUCAUCCCUGAGGUCUGCCUCUUCUUUCACCACACGCUCUUUCGUGGUAACAGAACCACCAAGGUCUCGGCCUCGUCUUUCGAAGCGUUCGACAGCCCCAACAGCGACCCACUGGCAAAGGUAACGAGCCUUGGGGUAGACGUCAACUGGUCGCUCGUGCGAAGACCGACCCGGAUUGCCGAGUUCCAAGUCACCAAGUAUCUCGAUACUGCACAUGUGGCGUGCCUGCGUAUCUUUCCUGGUAUCAAGCCUGAAAUGGUGGGUUCUGUGCUUGGGGUGCCAAAUCUACGGGGCCUCAUCUUAGAAACAUUUGGCAUGGGGAACGCGCCCGGCGGUGUGGACGGCAGCUUAACCAAAGUGAUCAGGCUGGCGGUCGAGCGAGGCAUUGUCAUUGUCAACGUGAGCCAGUGCACAAAUGGGUUUGUCUCGCCGCUCUACGCGCCGGGCACGGCUCUGGGACGGGCCGGCGUCGUGUUUGGCCAUGAUCUAACGACGGAAGCCGCCUUGACGAAGCUGUCGUAUCUCCUAGCCCUCCCCAACAUGACUUACACUCAAAUCACGACGCAGAUGUCGCACUCUCUACGCGGCGAGAUGACCGAAAUGACGUUGCCGUCCUUCUCGCACCCAGCAGGCAGCAUCGACUCAGCUGUGGCCCGCUUAACCUCGGCAGAAUCCGCUUUUACGGCACUCGGCUACUCAAUCCGCAACGGCGAUGUCCGCACAGUGCGCGAAAUUCUCGAGGGCGACGAGGUCAACUACCAGCUUCUCAAGCGAGCGGACUACGCCGGGAACACAGCAGUGCAUCUUGCGGCUGUUGGGCCCGAGCCUGAGAUUCUCCGCGUCCUCCUGACACGUGGUGCAAGCGUCCACCCUCGUAACCGGGCCAACAACACGCCACUGUAUCUGGCGGAGAAGAUGGGAAACGACGAAUGCGUCAGGCUGCUGAGAGAAGCUGGCGCGCACCUCUGGGAGGCAGAGUCGUCUGCGAAGACGUCCGAUGCGGGCGAUCUAGCGAGCAAUAGUUUCGUUGAGGUUGACAGCGAAGCGGAGCCCGCUGACUUGGUGUCUUCAGUGGCUGAUGUUGAGUUGGACGAGGGCGUUGAAGUGGAAGUCUAG
Messenger RNA from Lasiosphaeria miniovina, 1674 nucleotides. RefSeq names its product asparaginase-domain-containing protein. The coding region runs from base 1 to 1674 and encodes 557 amino acids. Lineage: Eukaryota; Fungi; Ascomycota; Sordariomycetes; Sordariales; Lasiosphaeriaceae. The transcript is spliced from 3 exons. Gene Ontology annotation, molecular function: asparaginase activity; protein binding. The record is from RefSeq and is a predicted model, not a curated record.